This is a messenger RNA of Pipistrellus kuhlii (Kuhl's pipistrelle), 2427 nucleotides long. RefSeq names its product zinc finger protein 830 (gene ZNF830). The coding region runs from base 45 to 1172 and encodes 375 amino acids. Gene Ontology annotation, cellular component: spliceosomal complex; nucleus. Gene Ontology annotation, biological process: mitotic DNA replication checkpoint signaling; mitotic DNA damage checkpoint signaling; nuclear DNA replication. Gene Ontology annotation, molecular function: zinc ion binding; nucleic acid binding. Lineage: Eukaryota; Metazoa; Chordata; Mammalia; Chiroptera; Vespertilionidae. The transcript has a single exon. The record is from RefSeq and is a predicted model, not a curated record.
CGCCAAGGCGGAAGUCGGGCUCGCCUCGGGGUCGGGGCGCAAAGAUGGCGUCCUCCGCUUCGGCUCGGCCUGCGGCCGGGAAGCGAGUGGUGAGCCAGGAUGAACUGCGGCGGCUGAUGAAGGAGAAGCAGCGCCUGAGCACCAACAGGAAGCGCAUAGAGUCUCCGUUUGCGAAGUACAACCGCCUGGGGCAGCUGAGCUGCGUCCUGUGCAACACGCCGGUGAAGAGCGAGCUCCUGUGGCAGACGCACGUCCUGGGGAAGCAGCACCGGGAGAGAGUGGCCGAGCUGAAGGGCGCGAAGGAGGCCCCCCCGGGGCCGUCCGCCAGCGCGGCGCCCCCGUCUGCCAAGAGGAAGGCUCCGGACCCCGACAGCCACGACGCCAAAAGGCCGAAGGCCCCGCAGGUGCCCCAGGCGCAGCCCUCCACGUCCGCUUUGCGCACCGGCGCCGACAAAGCGGGAAAGGAGUCCGCGAGAGCGACCCCCGGUAAGGCCUCGGCACUCGGGUUACUCCCUGAUUAUGCAGAGGAGGAGGAAGAGGAGGAGAAGGAGGAGGAGGAGAAGGGAGGAGAAAAGCCAGAGGGGGACGCCAGCACGCAGCCGCCCGACACGCAGGGCAACAAGGAACACUCACUCUCCUCCUCGCUGGAGGCAACAGGUAGUGGGCUGCCCAGAGACUUCUCGACUGCAGAUCCUCCCAAGGCCCCUUUAAUUCCUCACUCGGGGUCCAUUGAGAAAGCAGAGAUACAUGAGAAAAUAGUGGAGAGGAGGGAGAACACUGCGGAAGCGUUACCGGAAGGUUUUUUUGACGACCCCGAGAUAGACGCAAGGGUGCGCAAGGUUGAUGCCCCCAAGGAUCAGAUGGACAAAGAGUGGGACGAGUUUCAAAAAGCCAUGAGACAGGUCAACACCAUCUCCGAAGCCAUCGUGGCUGAAGAGGACGAGGAGGGGCGGUUGGACCGGCAGAUUGGGGAGAUCGACGAGCAGAUAGAGUGUUACCGUCGGGUGGAAAAACUGCGGAAUCGCCAGGAUGAGAUAAAACACAAGCUUAAAGAGAUCCUGACAAUAAAAGAGCUGCAGAAAAAGGAAGAGGAGAAUGUUGACAGCGACGAUGAUGGAGAACUGCAGGAUUUGUUGUCUCAGGAUUGGAGGGUCAAAGGGGCUUUGUUAUAGGAUUGCAAGGACCUGAUAUUUCUAAUACCUAUAAAAAGUGCUGUCUCUCCCUAUACCGGUUACUCCAUCCGGGGGGGUUUGAUAACCUGACGAGGUUGUUGCAGUACAAUACGAGCCUGUGAAAAUAGCACUUUGGAAAAUUGGUGUAAACUAUUUUUGAGGUAAAGUUUGCAAGUGUCUCAGUGUUACAUGUUAAAAUGCCAACAUUUUCACAUAUUUACGGAUUUAAAUGGAUAAGCGGGUUGGAGAAUCUGUAAGCUGUAAAUAUUGUACACAUAGUUAAAUAUAUAUUUACUUAAUUCUGUUUUGAAAUUUACAAGUGAAUAGAAGUAGAACCAACAGACAAGCUUUUUGAUGAAUACCAAGUGUAUUGGGGACACCCCCCUCCCUCCCAGUUCAAACUCAAGAGGGUGGGAGAGCUUUGCGUUGUUUUUAAGAACACUAUGCAUAGAUUCAUAAGUCAUUCACAGCUAAACAAUUCUCUGUAUUGUUUCUGUUUCAAACACAUGCUGUAGGAGAACAUGGUGAAAAUAUAUGCCAAAUAUGACCAGCCUCCUUAACCCAAAGUUUGUCUCGAGUAUACCAAUGAUUUUUGGAUGUAGGUGCACAUGAAGGUCGCCUAUGAAGCUUGCUUAUUUAUUUAUUUAUUUAUUUAUUUAUUUAUUUAUUUAUUUUCAGGGAGGAAGGGAGAGAGAAACAUCACUGAUGAAAAUCAAUGAAUGACACCUGCAUGCCCCCCACUGAUGAUUGAGCCUGCAACCCAGGCAUGCGCCCUUGACUGGAAUUGAACCCCUUCAAAAUGAGUAGUAAUAAUAACCAAGGUUUAUAUAGUUCUUACAAUACAGGUGAGGCAGGAUUCUAAGUGCUUUACAUGAACUCAGUCUAGUUUCCCUAAAGCCCAUGUAUUGUGGAAGAGAGGAACCGAUAGGAGGUUUGAAAAAGCUUUGAAUGCUAGAUGAAAGAAUUCUUCCUGUAGGCAAUGGGAAAAGUGAAAGUUUUUGAGCAAAAAAUCAUACCCACUAAAAACUUACGGAAGAUGACUCUAGUUGCAGUAUAUACACUAUAAUAUUUAUAAUAGGGAAUCUAUAUUCUGUGUAGAAUGGAAUGAGCAUAAAUAGAGGGAAAGGUAGUUAGUAAACUACUUCCAAACUAGAUUUUUAAAGUAUAGUAGAUUGAUUAAGUAUGGAUUGAGAGAAAAGGAAUAGAUUUGAAGGAAUUUCACAGGAAGAGCUAACAUUUCAGUGUCUAGAAAUGG